AUGAGGAUGUUGGCCUACGGGGCGGCGGUCGACUUGCACGACGAAUAUUUGAGAAUGAGCGCACAACUCUUUCGCAAAUCUCUCAUCAAGUUCGUUGAAGGUGUAAUUUCUAACUUCGGCGAUGAGUACUUGCAAAAGCCCAAUGAAGAAGAGUUGGCAAGACUUCUGCAUAUUGGAGAACAACGUGGGUUUCCAGGCAUGUUGGGUAGUAUUGACUGCAUGCAUUGGGAAUGGAAGAAUUGUCCAACUUCAUGGGCUGGACAAUAUGCCGGAAGAAGCGGGAGUCCGACAAUCAUCUUGGAAGCAGUAGCAUCUCAAGAUCUGUGGAUAUGGCAUGCUUUUAUUGGAACUCCAGGUUCGAGAAAUGAUAUUAAUGUGCUUGAUCAAUCUCCUGUUUUUGAUGAUAUUUUGGAAGGUCCACAAACGAUGAGGCACAAGUUGUUUGCUCGACAUCAAGAGUCUGCGCGAAAAGAUGUUGAGCGAGCUUUUGGUGUCUUGCAAGCUCAUUUUGCUUUUAUCAAAUGUCCAUGUCUUAUUUGGGAUCGUGAUAUUAUGGGGACAAUAAUGAUUGCUUGCAUAAUCUUGCACAAUAUGAUAGUGGAAGAUGAAAGAAGCACAUAUUCGAAUUAUUGUGAUCCAGCAGAAUUUAUUCAAGAUCGAUUUGGACAAAGUAGUCGUGAGAAUGAAGAUGGAGAUGCGAAUAAUGAUUUCAUAUAUUCUAUGAAUAGGAUUGUGAGUCUAGCUUCUUACAUGAAAAACAAAGCCCAACUUCAAAACAGAGAAGCUCACAAAGCUCUGCGAGAUGAUUUGGUUGAGCAUAUAUGGGCAAAAUUCGGCAAUUGCAAUUGA
This is a messenger RNA of Salvia hispanica, 849 nucleotides long. Lineage: Eukaryota; Viridiplantae; Streptophyta; Magnoliopsida; Lamiales; Lamiaceae. The record is from RefSeq and is a predicted model, not a curated record.